UUGUUCACGUAGCGGAAGCAGGAGACUGAGGCAGACCAGUGAAGAUGGCAGAUGAGGAUUCGGGGCCCGAGGCAGCUGCUGCCGCUCCCCCGGAGAGCCCUCAACCUGCCCGGCCUCACUACGUAUCCUUCUCCGAGAGUGUUCAACCUGCAGUAGGCAUGGUGAGCCAGUUGCUAACCCACCCUUCCUCCCUCAAAUUUGACAAAAAUAUCAAACAGGCCUUCUACAACACCGGGGCUAUGAUCUUUGUGGCAAUCUGUUGUGGAGCUGCUGUCCUGGUUUACUUUAUCCUGGAAGCGUUUCUCCGGCCGCUACUAUGGGCAGUGCUCUGCGGGACUUUCCUCCAUCCGUUCAAGCACUCCCUGGCCCGCCUCGGUCGCUCCUGGCUCAACAGUCUCCAAGACACGGGGACGCCGAUAGUUGUUGGGACUCUGCUGGUGCCUGUGUGGUGCGUGAACCACGGGGUGGAGGCGUUGGGAUCUUUGGUCCUGGAGAGGCUCGUGGUGCUCAUGGUGCUCGGGGUGGGCGCGCCGCUACUCUACCUCCUCUACCUGCUCUGGAGGCUGGUCGGCAUGCAGGUGAUCCUCGGGCACGCGUGUGACAUCAUCGGUAGCGUGCUGGACUGCUUCCACGUCAUGUUGGUGUGUACAGUAGUGGUGGGGUACAUUUUAGCUGUGGUCUUCCUGUGGAGCCCCAGUACGAAGCGCAGCCUGAGGACUCUGUCUGUUCCUGUCUGGGCCAUCCUGCUCUUCUUCCUCGUGUCUCUAACUGGGUCAUGGAGAGUUCCCAUAUGUGUGGUGGUUGUCUCUCUUCUGAUAGUGGGUUCCCAAGAAAAACUACCGGUCCCGGGAAAAGGUGAGUUACCUGGUCAGGUGUUAUCGUUUGCUGCUAACACCAUCUACAUGGCCAUCUCCUGCAGCAACCUGCGCAUGAGCCCAGGGGCCAGCAGACCUGCGCCCCCUACAGGGGGUGUGUGCCCCAGCCCCCUCGCCGCCCGGGCCCCCAGGCCUGAGGCCGGGGGGUUGUUCUACCGCGAGAAGAGCUCCCAGAGAGCCAGUGACAUCUACUUUGUCCUGCUGCUCUGGGCUGUCCUGCUGGUGCAGGUGUGGCUUAACCUGUGGAUCCUGCAGCUGCUACCCAUCCCUGUGGCCGUAUGGGUACUGAAGAAGAUAGUGGUGCGCUUUGGUCUGAAGGGAUUUGCUAAGCGGAGGCUGAUCUCAUGGUGGGAGGUGCUGCAGAGGUUCUGCUGUGAGCGACAGGAAGCCCUCCUACCUGGACCAAUCAAAGGCCUUGCUCAGUUCCUGCUCCGUGUCGACACCAAGCUGUGGCGUUGGCUUAACAAGCAGAUAAUGGAGUCUCUGUGGGUAGUGAUGAGUCGAAACAUUGGGCUGCUGUUUUCCACGACAACCACUCUCCUCACUGUCCUGUUCCACAGCGGCACGGCUCUGCUAAACUUUGCCCUGAGCCUUGUCAUCUUCCUGACCACCUUGUUCUACCUGCUGAGCUCCAGUGGAGAAAACUACAAGCCAGUCAAGUGGGUGAUCAGUCUCACCCCGCUGUCCCAGCCCGGAGCCGCCUCCAACAUUAUAGGGCAGUCUGUGGAGGAGGCUAUCAGAGGGGUGUUUGAUGCGUCUCUGAAGAUGGCUGGCUUCUACGGCCUCUAUACCUGGCUCACACACACCAUCUUUGGCAUCAACAUAGUCUUCAUCCCUUCUGCUCUGGCUGCCACUGGGGCCGUGCCGUUCCUGGGGACAUACUGGGCGGUGCUGCCUGCUGUCUGUGACCUGUGGCUGGCUCAGGGAGAGGGUGUGAGGGCUCUGCUGCUGCUGUUCUGCCAUCUGCUACCAACCUACUUUGUAGACACUGCCAUCUACUCCGACAUAUCAGGAGGUGGGCACCCCUACCUGACAGGCCUGGCUGUGGCAGGCGGAGCGUACUACCUGGGUUUGGAGGGGGCCAUCAUCGGGCCCAUCCUGCUCUGCAUUCUGGUGGUUGCGGCCAACAUCUACAGUGCCAUGCUUAUGAGCCCCAGUUCUGCCCAGCCAACACCCGUCCAAGCAAGCUGGCCAGUGUAUCCCGCUAGGCCUUUCACAGACUCCACCCCCUCGGUGCUGAAGAGAGCGAGCGAUGAGUGAGAGGGGUGUUUCUGACUUCCCAUUGGUUGUUUUUUUAGGAGUAAACAGACCCAUCCCUGAUGCCCCGUGCUACAGGGUCGCCCUGAUGGGGGCACAGGGGCAGGAGCCAUGGUUACCCAGGAUGCCUUCUGCUUGCCAGCAGUGGAAGAGUGCUCUGUGCCUCAGCUCAACAUUAGGCAUAAUAUUUGCUGUUGGGUGAUAUAAUUGAAUUCAGUGCCUCGAUAUCAUGGUAAAAUGUGUGGGUUAGGGUUAUGAUAUCUCUACAAAAUGCUCUGCAGACUAACUAGAGGGGAGGGGCUUAGCCCUGCUCCCUCUUUCUCCCCAGAGGUCAAAGUUCAGACAGGUCGUUCAUUGUUAAGUGUUGCACUAGUUCUGUGCUCUUAUCUCAUACAGCGGUGAUCAGGCCUGAUCCUAGAAGAGCCAUGUGUCAUGUUUAAACUCACAUCAGUCUGACUGUCCCUCGUUAAGAGCAGCCAAGCUCUCUGAGAUGGAGGUUGGGCUGGAACAUAGAGAAUGCUGUCCCUUGCAUCUCUCCAGGAUCUGGCUUGGUUGCCUCUGUUUUUAUGCUUGUUUUAUUCUUUAUCAAGUUUACUGUUAAAUGUAAAUAUCAUUGAUAUUUAUGUGGUUUCUUACCUUGUUCUUUGAUGUGUUUAUGUGAUGUGUCAUGUUAAGCAGGUACCUCGCAUGGUGAUUAGCUCUGUAUUCAGGCACUUCCUGCGCUGUGAGUUAAGACUUCCUGUGUGGAGUUUGGGCCCCGCAUAUCGGUUACCUAAGAUGAAUGUUUUGAUAAGGUUAGGAUUGAUAUUGGGCAUGGCCUGUUUAGUGCCCCUGUGUAUCUUUGAUCUAUCACUCAGACAUAUCGAUUUGUCACGUUGACCACACACAGCUCACUCAACACUUAGUGAUAUCAACUGCAUCACAUCAACACACACCAUGCUUAUUAUAAAACACUUACAAAUAUAAAUUAGUAUACACCAGUUAAACUAUUUUAUCUGAUAAUUAAUCUGUAAUCCACAUCCACAGCAAAAAUGGCUAAUGUGCUAGCCGCCUGAAGGGUAACUGUAAUCUAAUGAUAGAGACUGGCCUGGAGAUGUAUGAUUUGGAACUGUGCCAUUACCCCUAGACUUAUGUACUUUGUAAUGUAUCUUUGCUGUGUUUUCUACUGGAAAUGCACUGAGCUAAUAAAUAUUACAAUUUGAACUAA
This is a messenger RNA of Osmerus eperlanus (European smelt), 3339 nucleotides long. RefSeq names its product transmembrane protein 245 (gene tmem245). The record is from RefSeq and is a predicted model, not a curated record. NCBI's taxonomy places the organism in Eukaryota, Metazoa, Chordata, Actinopteri, Osmeriformes, Osmeridae.